This is a messenger RNA of Didymodactylos carnosus, 282 nucleotides long. The record is from the annotation of a GenBank genome assembly. Lineage: Eukaryota; Metazoa; Rotifera; Eurotatoria; Philodinida; Philodinidae.
AUGAUAUUAAGGCAUUUGAAACUAUCCUUCCGUGAUUCACAUUCGUUUAUGCAUUCAAUCGGUGAUCUGACAGCAAAAAUUCGUCAAAAAUGGUCACGAAUUUUCAUAUACAAGGAUUUAGAAGAAUUUACGAACGACGAACGUGGAGGUGGUAAAACCAGUGAUAGUUUUUAUGACACAUUUCCUGAAGUUGAGUUCGAAGCACGUGCCUAUGGAUUUUCAGCCAAAGCCGGAAGCGUUGUGGAUGAAGAAUUAGCCGAUUUCGUCGAUAAAAAUUACUAG